Messenger RNA from Penicillium cataractarum, 612 nucleotides. RefSeq names its product p24 family protein. Gene Ontology annotation, biological process: intracellular protein transport; endoplasmic reticulum to Golgi vesicle-mediated transport; Golgi organization. Gene Ontology annotation, cellular component: Golgi apparatus; endoplasmic reticulum; endoplasmic reticulum-Golgi intermediate compartment. The transcript has 4 exons. Lineage: Eukaryota; Fungi; Ascomycota; Eurotiomycetes; Eurotiales; Aspergillaceae. The record is from RefSeq and is a predicted model, not a curated record. The coding region runs from base 1 to 612 and encodes 203 amino acids.
AUGCGAUUCUCCGCCACCACCCUCCUGGUCACCGCGCUGGGAUGGGUCUCCGCCGCGACCGCACACACCAUUCAGCUUAAGGCUCACUCACGAGAGUGUUUCCACGAGACCCUGCACCGUGAUGAUUUGAUGACAGUCACCUUCCAGGUUGGCGACCGGGAGUUUGGUGGCAGUGGAAACCUCGAGAUUGAUUUCUGGGUCGAGGAUCCUCUCCGCAACCGCCAAUACUAUAAGCAGGCUAUCUCCAACGAAGACUACUCCUUCACCGCACACGCCGACGGCAAAUACAACUACUGCUUCAGCAACGAGGGCUGGACCUCGAACUCAAAGGAGGUGUCUUUCAAUGUCCACGGAAUCGUCUACGUGCCCGAGUCGGAGAUGUCUGCGGACCCUCUGGAGGCUGAAGUUCGCAAGCUGUCCGAGGCUCUCACGCAGGUCAAGGAUGAGCAGUCAUACAUUGUGGUUCGUGAGCGGGUGCACCGGAAUACCGCAGAGAGCACAAACGGUCGGGUGAAGUGGUGGAGUAUCUUCCAGCUGGCUGUGGUGAUCGGAGAGGGUAUUUUCCAGGUUUGGUGGCUGAAGCGCUUCUUCGAGGUCAAGCGUGUCGUCUAA